AUGUUUGUCUACUUCAGGGUUCUUUAUGCAAGUGGAUUGAUUGGCUGCACCAUUACCUCCUUCAAGUUCUCGUCUUACAAAGUUGCAAGACUUGAUGAUCAGCGACAUGUCUGGACCUGGAUCUUCAUUUCCACCUCUCCAGAACUUGACAAACCUGAGGUUAUGAGAAAUAUAAAUAUUAGAGGAGAGCUACCCUCCUACCUUGGAACAAAGUCCACAAUUUUGAAACUCUUAGAUCUCAGUUUCAACAAACUAAGAAGAGCAAUCCCUAGCUCGUAUGAAGAACUUAGAGAUGUUGAAAACAUACAUUUAACAGGAAACAUGUUAAAUGGGUCAAUCCCAAGUUGGAUGCCUAAGGAGAGAGAUGGAGAUACAAUAGAUCUAUCCUACAACAAUUUUUCUGAUAUUACAACCCAAAAGUGUGUGGACAACCACAUGUUCUUACACAAUGGCAAACAACUCCUUGAGUGUUUUCUAUUUGAAGAACUUCCAGUGUGUCCUGAGCUGUCUCGUGGUCUCCAUAUAAACCGUGGUGGAGAUGGAGAUGAAGUAACAAUCAAUGGCACCAUCUUUGAAGCUGAUAACUAUGUCAGGAAGCCAUUGUACUACGAGAGCGAAUGGAUAGGUAUAGGGAUUUCUGUGGUUGUGUUUUUGCUGAUGUUGAUUGGCGGUAUUAUGUUGUCUAAGGUCCAAGAGUCAGAUGGAACGAGAUUUAAAGAGCCUGGACUUGAGCAUGAAGCGUUUUCGUUGAGGAAAAUCAAAGCUGCCACAAACAUUCAGUACUGCAAACAAGAUUGGUGA
This is a messenger RNA of Microthlaspi erraticum, 801 nucleotides long. Lineage: Eukaryota; Viridiplantae; Streptophyta; Magnoliopsida; Brassicales; Brassicaceae. The record is from the annotation of a GenBank genome assembly.